AUGGUCAAAUUCAACGUGGACAUUCCGUGGGAGGAGCUCUCAGCACCAGAGCAAUCCGAGGGUUAUGCAGGUCUUCAACCGCAUUCCGAGGUGUUAGCAAAAGGCACUUCAACGGCACCAGGACGCCUCAUCUUACCAUGUGAUAUUCUCGUCGAACAUGAUGUCGCAAUCCCAGUAAGAGACGGCUGCACCCUUUACGCAGAUAUCUACCGACCACCCGGCGCUCUCGAUAGAGCCACACCAGCAGUUCUAUCCUGGAGUCCUUUCGGCAAAAAGUUUAAUGGAAUUCAAUCCCUCAAGCUGAUGACGCCAUGGAAUCUUGGGAUCCCUGAGAGCGCGCUCAGCGGCUUGGAGAAAUUCGAAGGACCUGAUCCUGCAGAAUUCGUCAAUCGCGGGUACGCCAUCAUCAAUGUGGAUUCUCGUGGCGCAUUUGACUCGGAGGGAGUAAUGGCUAUCAUGGGAACUCAAGAAGCGGAAGACGGCUAUGAUGUGAUCGAAUGGAUUGCCAAACAAGACUGGUGCAAUGGAAAUGUCGGCAUGGCUGGUAACUCCCAUUUGGCAAUUAUCCAGUGGUUCAUCGCGGCCUUGCACCCGCCAUCUCUGAAAGCGAUUGCACCCUGGGAGGGAUGUGGAGAUCUUUAUCGGGAGCAAUUUGCAAGAGGUGGUAUAUAUGGUGGUGACCUCUUCGACAACCUUAUCAUCAAGUACAUGCUUCGAGGGAGACAUGGCAUCGAGAGUUUCCGCAAGAUGUUCGAGCAGCACCCUAGCGCAAAUGAGUGGUGGAAUGAUAAGCGGCCCGACAUGACCAAGAUCAACAUCCCGACGUACAUCACUGGUACUUAUACGAACACUAUGCAUGGAAUGGGAGCGAUCAGGGGUUGGCUGGAAGUGAGCUGCCCUCAGAAAUGGCUUCGCUGGCACCCUUAUCAGGAGUGGUAUGAUAUUUGGGGCAAUCAGGAAGGGCGAGAUGAGCUUCUGUCUUUCUUUGAUCGAUACCUGAAAGACAUCAACAAUGAUUGGGAAUCUACUCCUCGGGUCCGAAUGUCUCUCCUACGAUUCGGGGAGAAAGCGCCGAUCGAGAACGUCGUCGAGUCGGACUUCCCACCAUCACGUACUGAGUAUCGAAAAGCAUAUUUGACGCCCGAUGGUUUGAAUUUUGAUAAACCAUCUGAUCAUGAGACAGCCAUCUCGUACAACUCUGAAGACCCAGAUGCAGGUGUCGCUUUCAAGUACACCUUCCCUGAGCGGACGCAGCUCAUGGGUAUUCCCAAAGCGGUGCUUUACAUGCACUGUGAUGAUCUCGAUGACAUGGAUGUUUUCCUGGUCCUGGAGAAGAUCUCAGCCUCUGGUGAAAAGCUGCUGAACUUUAACAUUCCUUGGAAGAACCUGCCGGUCUCGUCAAUUGCAGAGAUACCAGAGAAGGAACACUCGGAGCUUAUCCUUUACCAGGGUCCUACUGGUAUUCAGCGUGCAUCGAACCGAGAAAUAGAUGCUUCUCGGUCUAUGCAUCCAAACUGGCCUUUCUACACACAUGAGAAAGAAGAAAAGGUUGUUCCUGGCACAGUGGUGCGGUUGGAGAUUGGGAUCUGGGUCAUGGGGGUGGAAUAUGAAGCUGGAGAGUCCCUGCAGCUGAGAAUCAGUGGUCGCUAUCAGGGUUUCUCUAAGUUCGGUGCGAAUCACACUUUGAACAAGGGAUUACACUGGGUGCAUAUGGGAGGGGAUUAUGACAGUCAUGUGGUGCUUCCUUUUGUGUAG
Molecule: messenger RNA, 1755 nt
Organism: Penicillium longicatenatum
Lineage: Eukaryota; Fungi; Ascomycota; Eurotiomycetes; Eurotiales; Aspergillaceae
Product: CocE/NonD family hydrolase
Exons: 1
Coding region: 1-1755 (584 amino acids)
Molecular function (GO): dipeptidyl-peptidase activity
Source: RefSeq, a predicted model, not a curated record